GUCAUUUCUCGCUCUUUCCUUUCCAUGAGUCAGAGCCCGUGCCCGUGUGUGACAAAUGGAAACACACCCCCCCUAAGUGACAUCCCACCUCCGCCCCACGGCAGCAUCUCUCUGUGUUUCUGUUCGUGUUCUGAGACAUCCUGUGCCUGAGAGGUUUUCACACCUUCAACGUCCUGUCCCUGGCACAGAGGUGGUCCAGAAACUGACAUCCCUCCUGGUCAUGCCCAAACCCUGUUCCGUCUUCCCUCUCCUCCUCCUCCUCCUCCCUGGGGUCGCCACUCAUUGCCACACAGCCACCGCCGAGGAGUGCAAGAAGCACACGGCCUUUGUGCCCGGGCACAACCUGGCAGGGGAGGGCAUUGACGUGACCACGCUGGAAAGAAAAGGGGCCUAUUUGGUGGACACCAGUCCCUGGAGGCGCAAGGAUGGGACCUGCACGCUGUGCCAGAACUCCCUGCUGGACAGGAAGCCACAGCGCCUGCCGCUGGCGGCAGUGGACUGGAGGGGGAAGGUCUCCUGCCGCAGGAAGCUCUCCAGUGCCGUGAAGGAGUCGGCUCUGGGGGUGGUCCGUGCGGCAAGCGCCAGGGUGAAGAACGACUGGAAGAUGGGGCUGGAGGUGAAGAUGAAGCCCAGCACCCACGCGCAGGUGGAGCUGGCCGGGUCGCACUCCAAGCUGGCCGAGUUCAGCACAGACAAGUCCCAGCAGGACAAGUACAGUUUCACCAGCCACGAGGUGUCCUGCAAGUACUACCAGUUCCGCGUUACCCAGAAUCCUCCACUCACCAGCGAAUUCACCCAGGCCUUGAUGAACCUCCCAGAGGACUACACCCACGGCUCACGCCUUGAGUACCAUCAGCUGAUCGACACCUACGGCACUCACUACCUGUCCCAGCUGAGGCUGGGAGGGCGGGUCCGGGACGUGACAGCCGUGCGGGUCUGCGAGGCGGCCCUGGACGGGGUGACAGCGGACGAGAUCAAGGACUGCCUGAGCCUGGAGGCCUCUGUCAGCAUCGGGGGCGGGAAGGGCAAGGCCCAGGCGGCUUUCAAACAGUGCGAGGAGCAGCAGAAGAAGAAGAACUUCAAGCACAGCUUCCAUGAGACAUACAGCGAGCGCCACACCGAGGUGACGGGGGGCCAGAACCACGCCGACCUGCUCUUCUCCGAGGGGCAGGACGCAGAGGCCUUCUCGUCAUGGAUGGAGAGCCUCAAAGAAAGCCCCGACCUGGUGUCCUACUCCCUGCACCCCAUCCACAUGUUGUUAGACCAGGACGACCCCAAGCGGGAGGCUCUGGGGCAGGCGGUGAGCGAGUACAUCACCGAGAGGGCCCUGUGGAGGAAUUGCACCCAGAGCUGCCCUCCGGGGACCCAGCGCAGCGCCCACGACCCCUGCUCCUGCGUCUGCCCCGAGGACAGCUCCACCAACACCAUGUGCUGCUCAAAGCAGCAGGCUGUUGGCGGCGAAGUGGUGUCGGACGAGGAGCUGGAGCAGUUGCUGGAAAGCGGGUUAACGGAGGUGUCCGUCUCGAUCGUGAGUGCCAGGGAGAGCUGA
Molecule: messenger RNA, 1549 nt
Organism: Pelodiscus sinensis (Chinese soft-shelled turtle)
Lineage: Eukaryota; Metazoa; Chordata; Testudines; Trionychidae
Source: RefSeq, a predicted model, not a curated record